This is a messenger RNA of Jatropha curcas, 4319 nucleotides long. RefSeq names its product SNF2 domain-containing protein / helicase domain-containing protein / zinc finger protein-like protein. Gene Ontology annotation, molecular function: ATP-dependent activity, acting on DNA; metal ion binding; ATP binding. NCBI's taxonomy places the organism in Eukaryota, Viridiplantae, Streptophyta, Magnoliopsida, Malpighiales, Euphorbiaceae. Gene Ontology annotation, cellular component: nucleus. Gene Ontology annotation, biological process: DNA repair. The record is from RefSeq and is a predicted model, not a curated record.
CUGUAAUAAUAAUAAUAAUAACAAUAACAGAACAUCUCUUUCCUUACGCGAAACGCUACCGUCUCUGUCCCUCUCCACUCUCCACUCUCCUCUCUCCUCUCUCUGUCGUCCGUUAACUCGCCAGUCAAUUGGUUGGAUUCUCUCUCCCCACGAGCUCAUGCUUGUUUAGGUCAAUGCAAACCCUAAUACUCCACCGGUGAACUACAAUGGCGAUCGUCCGUUCACUUGAAUUGGGACUUCAGUUAGAUGCCAGACCAUGCAGAUUAUCUUGGUCUUUUUGUUGGUUCAACUUGGAAAUGUUGUUCCUUUUUAAGUAAUUGCAUUUGCAGCUUAAUUUCAAGAUCCUGCAAAGAACUGGUUGGCUUCCCUUUGAAGAAUUCUCUUACAAAGUUUGCUGAAGAAAGGGAAACUAAUUUUAUUAAAGUUAGGGAGACUGACCAUUCAACUUUGAUGGCUUCAGUGGAGCCUAUAGAUAUCAGUUCUGAUAGCGAUGUGGUGAUUGAAGAUGAUUCUGACUUUGAUGAGUCACCUGUAAGGAGAUCUACUGACUCAAGGAUUCUUCCAUCUUGGGCUUCUUCAUCUGGCACAAACUCAAGGAGUUAUGGUGGGCAGACUCAAAGUACGCACAACAACGGAGUAUAUGCUUCUAAUGGGAGCUCGUCAGAUGUGAAUGAGCUUUCAAAAAUGAGACGCCAGCUUCAACCGAGUUCAAGUGAAGGCAUUAGAACCUCAAAUCGGGUUACUACUAAAGCAGAUGAUUCUCUGUAUUACAUGGGGAAUGAGAAUGUGGGUCAGACUCGGACUGUUAAUUCCAGAAUUGCUAAUGUUUCUGGUACAGAUUAUGAGAAAAUUUCAUCUCAACAGGCUUUGAAGAGGACCCUUCCAGCUUCUCUUUACCGCUCCAACAACUUAGCAGAAAGCGCUAGUAGCAGCCAGAUUCAUGAUAUCCAUGGAAAUGCAUACCAUCUGGCAGGGUCAAGUUUAACCAAUGGCAAGGGCUAUAUGAGGGACCAUUAUGGAAGGGGCAAUUAUGAGGAAAUUAUGAUGUAUGAAAGCAAUGGAAGUAGGACACUACCUCCAUCAUUCAUGCAUGGAAAAUCUAUUUCCUCCACACAAUUUGGUUCAAAUGACCACAUGUACCGUCCAGGGGUUGGUGAAGAAAUUGCUACUGGGAAUGAUGAGAGACUGGUUUAUCAAGCAGCAUUGGAGGAUCUGUAUCAACCAAAAGUUGAAGCUACUCUACCUGAUGGUCUGUUGUCUGUGCCUCUUCUGAGACAUCAGAAGAUUGCACUGGCCUGGAUGCUUCAGAAGGAAACAAGAAGUUUGCAUUGUCUAGGUGGAAUUUUAGCUGAUGAUCAGGGCCUUGGCAAAACUGUUUCAAUGAUUGCCCUCAUACAAAUGCAAAUGUCUUCGCAAACAAAAUAUAAGUCAGAAAAUCAAUCUAAGCACAAAACUGAAGCAUUGAAUUUAGAUGACGAUGAUGAGAAUGGCCAUCCUAGCUUGGAGGAAGUCAAGCAGAGUGGAGAAUCUGAUAAUGUUAAAAUAAUUCCAGAAGUUAGUACUUCUUCACGUAGAAAGAGGCCAACUGCUGGUACACUUGUUGUUUGUCCAGCAAGUGUUCUCCGGCAAUGGGCAAGGGAAUUGGAUGAUAAAGUUGCAGAUGAAGCUAAACUUUCUGUCCUUAUUUAUCAUGGAGGCAGUCGCACAAGGGAUCCUGUCGAAUUGGCAAAGUAUGAUGUUGUUUUGACAACAUAUUCAAUUGUAACUAAUGAAGUUCCAAAACAACCUUUAGUUGCUGAGGAUGAGGUAGAUGACAAGGAUGGGGAGAAGCAUGGGUUAUCUUCUGAAUUUUCAAAUAAUAAGAAGAGGAAGAAGACAACUACUGUUAGUAAGAAAAAAAAGAAGGGUAGGAAGGGAAUUGAUAGUUCCUCUAUUGAUUAUGAUUCUGGUCCGCUUGCACGGGUGGGUUGGUUUAGAGUGAUAUUAGAUGAAGCUCAAACAAUAAAAAAUCAUCGAACUCAAGUAGCUAGAGCCUGUUGCAGCCUUCGUGCCAGAACACGGUGGUGCUUAUCUGGAACACCUAUUCAAAAUGCAAUUGAUGAUUUGUAUAGCUACUUCAGGUUUCUCAGAUAUGAUCCUUAUGCUGGGUAUAAAUCUUUUUACACCACAAUAAAGGUUCCAAUAUCUAGAAACUCACUUAAUGGUUACAAGAAGCUACAAGCAGUUCUUAGGGCAAUAAUGCUGCGCCGCACAAAAGGGACAUUAAUUGAUGGGCAGCCUAUAAUUAAUUUACCUCCAAAAACAAUCAGCUUGACGAAGGUAGACUUCUCAACCGAGGAGCGGGCUUUCUAUACCCGGCUAGAAGCUGAUUCGCGUUCUAAGUUCAAGGCUUAUGCUGCUGCUGGCACAGUGAACCAGAAUUAUGCAAACAUUCUUUUAAUGCUUUUGCGACUUCGUCAGGCUUGUGAUCACCCUCUUCUUGUCAAAGGAUUUAAUUCUGAUUCUUUUGGAAAAGUUUCUGCAGAAAUGGCUAAGAGACUCCCUAAUGAUAUGGUCAAUGAUCUAUUGAAUUGCCUGGCAACUUCUUCUGCCAUCUGCAACGUAUGCAAUGAUCCACCUGAGGACCCUCUUGUUACAAUGUGCGGCCAUGUUUUCUGCUAUCAAUGUGUGUCAGAUUACUUGACAGGUGAUGAAAAUACGUGUCCUGCUAGAGGCUGUAAAGAACAACUUGGAUCUGAUGUUGUUUUCUCCGAAGCUACUCUCAGAAACUGCAUGGCUGAUAAUAAUGGUGUGGGUCCCAAGCAUUCUGAAUUUGAAGAAAAAUCAGUGGUCCUGCAGAAUGAUUAUAGCUCGUCAAAAAUUAGAGCUGUUCUUGAGAUUCUGCAGUCUCAUUGUAGAGUAAACAGCCUAAGUCUAGAACUAAAUGGUGUCACAGGAUAUGAUUCAAGCUUGACAGCUGAGGGACCAAUAAAAUCUAUUGUUUUUUCACAGUGGACCAGCAUGUUGGACUUGGUUGAGUUUUCACUUAAUCAGUAUUGCAUACAGUACAGGAGGCUUGAUGGCACAAUGACUUUGUCUGCAAGAGAUAGGGCUGUUAAAGAUUUCAAUGCUGAUCCUGAGGUAACUGUGAUGCUAAUGUCGCUAAAGGCAGGAAAUCUUGGCUUAAACAUGGUUGCUGCAUGUCAUGUUAUCCUUUUGGAUCUUUGGUGGAAUCCAACUACGGAAGAUCAGGCUGUUGACCGAGCACAUAGAAUUGGUCAGACUCGUCCUGUUACUGUAACUCGACUCACUAUUAAGGACACAGUGGAAGAUAGAAUAUUAGCUCUCCAGGAAGAAAAAAGAAAGAUGGUUGCAUCUGCAUUUGGUGAAGAUCCAAGUGGGGGAUCAGCUACUCGACUGACAGUUGAAGAUCUUAAGUAUCUAUUUAUGGGACGCAGUGCUCCAUAGGUUUGUGUUCUAUGGUAUAAAUUUAUGUAGGAUGAGAAACUGCAGUGAGUUAAAAAUGAAUUUUGACCAGUAAAGAAGACAGCAGGGAAUCAGUAGCUGCUGCACUUUUAGGGCCUGAGUAGGUUGUGACUCGGUUUGGAACCAUGGGGGUUGGUAUAUUUUUGGGUGGUAAUUGUUUUAGAUUUCUGAGGCCCGUAAAUGCAUUUUUGUUUCCAAGUGCAGAGCGAAGCAAGAUAAAACCACCUGUAAAUAUUCUUAAUUAUUCUCUAGUAUAUAUAUCAAAGUGAUAGUUUCUAGUCCAUGAUUCUUGUACUUGUGUUGUGACUUGUGAGUGUCGAGUAAUGUGCAUGGCAAAAUUUCAUGCUUUGUUGUGAUGUUGGGAUUUGGAGAUAAAAGAACGAAAGCCCUAUUUGGCCCUGAGGUUGGUAGCUGCAUGUUUAUUCUGGAACAGUAUUGUUUUCUGCUGCUGAAGAACUUGUCUAAGUGGGAAUGCGAACAUGGCUACAAUGAGCUGGGCCAAAUGGGCAUGAAGGCUAGCUGUGCAGAACUCAGCUGACGGUGUCGACCAAGUCGAAGGCACAUUUGCCACUUUACAAUAGUUUUACAUGUGUAUGUAGUAUAUACUAUAUAAUAAUCAACAAGGAGAUGCCCACCGUUUUUGUGAAAGUUAACGUGGGCCAGGAGAAGUGCCCCCGGUGGAUCAGAUGAUGAGAUGACUGGAACAGGAUCAACUUUCUAUGCAUAUGGGAGUCUUCUUGUUCUUUUCUUUUUUGGCUUUUUACAUGGAUCUUCUGUGGUUUGUCACAGGCCAAAUACUAGAUAUGUAGGUCAAAUAUUGUUGAUGUGUUAUUUUUUCUUUGAUAGUUUCUCUA